This is a messenger RNA of Leptomonas pyrrhocoris, 534 nucleotides long. RefSeq names its product putative mitochondrial inner membrane preprotein translocase Tim17. Gene Ontology annotation, biological process: protein insertion into mitochondrial inner membrane. The coding region runs from base 76 to 534 and encodes 152 amino acids. The transcript has a single exon. NCBI's taxonomy places the organism in Eukaryota, Euglenozoa, Kinetoplastea, Trypanosomatida, Trypanosomatidae. Gene Ontology annotation, cellular component: TIM22 mitochondrial import inner membrane insertion complex. The record is from RefSeq and is a predicted model, not a curated record. Gene Ontology annotation, molecular function: transmembrane protein transporter activity.
GUUACACCGGUAGCAUCUUCGUGCACCCCCCCCCCUCCCCGGUUCUCUUCUUUCCAUUUUAGGGUGUCUUCGGCAAUGACCACCAUUCUUGAAGCCCAGCCGCCCGCCGACCCAAUGCGGAAGGCGAUGAUGGUGGCGCAGAACAGCACCAUGGCCACGGCGCUGAUGAACGUGGGCGGUGGCUACGUGAUGGGCUUCGGCUUCUCCCUCUUCGGCUCUAUGAUCAGCGCGGAGACGGCCACGCAGAGCAUGGGAGCGGCGGACUUCUUCCGCUACAGCGUGCGCAGUGCCCACCGCAUGGGUGUCAGCUUCUGCUUCUUUGGCUUUCUCUUUGGCGGGAUUGAGGUGGCACUGGAGAAGCGGCGAGGGCGCAAGGACAAGUGGAACCCCACGAUCUCCGGCGCGUUGAUCGGCGGCGCCUACGGCUGGCGGUCCUACAAGUACCCUGGUCUCGCUGCCGGUGUGGUCGGCGGUGCGGCCUUCUCGCUGCUGUUUGAGAAGAUGAUGGACUGGAUGGGCUUUGCUCAGCGCUAA